ACACAUUACCCCAUCGACUACAGGCUCGGCUUCCCAGGCUCUCCCAAGCCUCGUUAGUGCUGCUGAGCCGUAAACAUUGCCGUGGCGGUUCGCUGAUAGAUUCGACGUGGAAAGGACGCGUUGACCACCUGUGUACUUCAUCCAGAGCUCUCCAGACUUGCUGAUAAGUCCGUCAGUAUUGGUCGGCGAUCAAUCUCCAGACCGUUGAUGAAUCUCGACCGUCGAUCAAUCCUUGGACCAUUGAUCACUUUCAACCGUCGAUCCGAUUCGGCGAUUGCCUCGUAGUCGAAUCGAGAGUCUUUAAGGGAGUGCAGCCAGGCAGAGUAGCAGGCAGUGCAGCCAGCCAGGCAGAGCCUGUUUUUGUGUCGACUUCAACAAAUAGGAGCAGCAGCUGAGCAGCGUAGCAGCCAUGGGUGUCCUGGAGAGGAUCAAGGAGAUCGAGACUGAGAUGGCGCGAACUCAGAAGAAUAAAGCCACUGAGUACCAUUUGGGUCAGCUCAAGGCGAAACUGGCUCGCCUGCGAACACAGCUGCUGGAACCAGCCAAGGGAUCGUCAGGAGCGGGGGAAGGAUUCGAAGUGACCAAGUUUGGGCACGGGCGAGUGGCGCUCAUCGGCUUUCCCAGCGUGGGAAAGUCGACCCUUCUGACAGUGCUCACGGGCACGCGCUCAGAGGCGGCCGCGUACGAGUUCACGACUCUGACGUGCAUCCCGGGGAUCAUCAACUACAACGACACCAAGAUUCAACUGCUGGACCUGCCUGGAAUUAUCGAGGGCGCGUCGCAGGGGAAGGGAAGAGGAAGACAGGUCAUUGCAGUGGCCAAGUCAUCCGACCUUGUGCUCAUGGUGCUCGACGCGUCCAAGAGUGACGCCCACCGUCAGAUCCUCACCAAGGAGCUCGAGUCAGUGGGGCUGCGACUCAACAAGCAGCCGCCCAAUAUUUACUUCAAGAAGAAGAAGACGGGGGGCAUCUCCUUCAACUCCACGGGGCCUCUCUCGCACAUAGACGAGAAGCUGUGCUACCAGAUCCUGCACGAGUACAAGAUCCACAACGCUGAGGUGCUAUUCCGCGAGGACAGCACUGUGGACGAUCUAAUCGAUGUGAUUGAAGGCAACCGGAAGUACAUCCGGUGCCUGUAUGUGUACAACAAGAUCGACGUCAUGGGGAUAGACGAUGUGGAUCGGCUGGCGAGACAGCCCCACUCUGUGGUCAUCUCAGCAAAUCUGGAGUUGAACAUGGACCAUCUCUUGGCGCGCAUGUGGGAGGAGAUGGGUCUUGUUCGUGUGUACACAAAGCCACAGGGGCAGCAGCCCGAUUUUGCCGACCCUGUUGUGCUCUCCACUGAUCGUGGCGGAUGCACAGUGCGGGACUUUUGUGACCACAUUCACAGGGGGUUGCUCAAGGACGUGAAGUAUGUGCUUUGCUGGGGCGUAAGCGUCAAGCACCAGCCGCAGCGCUGUGGCCUGGGGCACGUUCUGCAAGAUGAAGAUGUCGUGCAGAUCGUGAAAAAGAAGGAGACGGAAGAGGAGGGCCGUGGAAGAUUCAAGUCCCACGUUGAUGGACCAGCAAGGAUAGCUGACCGAGUGAAGAAGGCUCCGUUGAAACAAUGAGUUGGUGAUGAAUUCUUGGUAUACUGAAGUAUGGUGAGUUCUUUGUCUAUGAUUUCCCUCCUAAGAUAUUAACCGAGGGUUCUGUGUCGAGAAUAUCCAACGUGUAAUAGCUGAGCUUGCAGCCGCACAUUUCCACGUGCGCCUACUUCUUCGCAGGCCAGAACUAUGUGCCACGUGAGCAUCCAUAUUCGUGAAUCUUCAAUGGCGGAUCUGAGGAAUGACCAUGAGUCGAGGGGGACACUGCCACGCGAUCAUGAACCUUUCCACAAAGCGGCAACCCUUGCCUCUCAAGCUACGCAGGGCCGCGACUCGUGAACGGUUUGAUGUUACUCCCAAGGAAAGUCGCUGGCUGUCGCAUCCAGUCCGAACACUCUUAUGGCCUC
Messenger RNA from Closterium sp. NIES-67, 1992 nucleotides. The record is from the annotation of a GenBank genome assembly. NCBI's taxonomy places the organism in Eukaryota, Viridiplantae, Streptophyta, Zygnematophyceae, Desmidiales, Closteriaceae.